Messenger RNA from Lineus longissimus, 2727 nucleotides. RefSeq lists its product as uncharacterized. Gene Ontology annotation, biological process: DNA integration. The record is from RefSeq and is a predicted model, not a curated record. Gene Ontology annotation, molecular function: nucleic acid binding. The coding region runs from base 1 to 2727 and encodes 908 amino acids. The transcript has a single exon. Lineage: Eukaryota; Metazoa; Nemertea; Pilidiophora; Heteronemertea; Lineidae.
AUGAGUGACUGUGGCUUCAAACUCCGCGCAUGGACCUCAAAUGAUGCUACAGUACGCGACCAAGCUCAGGCUGAUGACAUCAACGAAACAAAGACGAACGUCAGUGUCCUAGGCAUGAAAUGGGACACCGGUAGUGACCAACUAUCAUAUGCAAAGAAAGCUGCUCCAUCCCCAGAUAUUCUUCUGACCAAACGCGCAGUCAUAAGUCACAGCUCUAGCAUUUUCGACCCACUCGGAUAUAUUGCCCCCACGCACAUUAAAGCCAAGGCCUUCCUGCAAGAACUAUGGCAACACGGACUACACUGGGACGAACCCCUUACAACAGAACUGUCUGAAAGGUGGCGCAAAAUCACCAUCGAAUUGGAAGAAGCCAUGAACAUCACUGCCCCUCGGAAAAUAUUGGACAACAUUGACCCGCAAAAUUGUGAACUACAUGCAUUUAGCGAUGCAUCCCCAGCAGCCUACGGAUGCGCCAUCUACCUAAAGAGUGGAACCCAGGCAUCUCUCCUCAUAGCCAAAACCAGAGUCAAACCGCUAAAAGCCACUACCAUUCCUCGCAUGGAAUUAAUUGCAGCACUCACCGGCUACAGACUAGCCAAGUAUACGCUAGAAGCACUCCAAGGGUUAAGUCCAAUCAAAAAACAAGUCAUUUGGAUCGAUUCUCAGAUCGUCCUACAUUGGAUUACAAGCGAUAAGAAACUUCCUGUGUUUGUUCAGAAUCGUGUGAAUGAGCUGAGGAAAUUCCCAGGUGAAUUUCGCUAUGUGCAAUCAAAAGAUAACCCCGCUGACCUCCUAACUCGAGGCAUCACUGCACAGGAACUGCGCGACUCCCCACUGUGGUGGACAGGCCCCAGCUGGUUGAGUACCGGGAGGUACCCACCCACGCCAACACAACUUCUUCAUAAUGUACUCUUACAGCAAGCCGCCACUACUGAUGACGUACCAGACCAGGUACGAGACGACACUAGCGACCACGCCCAAGAUGUCAGAGACCAGACCCAUCACCCCGCUACAACACCGCUGCAACACCCGGGUAUCGCCAAGGUCAUUGACGUCACACGUUUCAGUUCGUACCGCAAGCUUCUCAGAAUCACCGCACUUGUCCAGAAAAUCGCCAAAGUCUGGAUAACAAAGGAUAAGACCAAUCUCAAGACCCUGAUCCAAGCCACUGCACAGGAAACUUCUGCCGCUGAGACACUGUGGAUUAAAGCCAUACAAACGGACUGCUAUCACAAUGAGAUAGAAAUCCUCAAAGGAAAGACCGCCACAGGACCCCUAGCUGGUCGCAGCAAAACACUUGUCAAUCAACUUCGCCUAUACCUCGAUGAGUCAGGCCUGAUUCGACUAGAUGGCCGACUCAACAAUGCCAGCAUCAACCUCGACACCAAGUUCCCGUAUCUGGUACCACGGAAGCAUCCGUUCACCGACCUUCUCAUAGGCAGGGCCCAUGCCGCCCAAUUACACUCGGGAAUGCGAUCUACCGUGGCAUGGCUCCGCCAGCGAUUUUGGAUUCCGAGAAUCCGGGAAGCCGUCAACUCACAACUCCGACGAUGCGUCACCUGCAAGCUGAUUAUGGGAAAGCCCUAUAGCAAACCAGAAACUCCGCCCCUUCAGGCCAGCCGCAUCCAGCAAGCACCCCCUUUCACUGUUUCCGGUUGCGACUUUACCGGUGCACUAAAUGUCAGACCCAAGGAGGGUGGUCCCGAGGCAAAAGUCUACAUUGCCCUAUUCACCUGUGCCAUAACAAGAGCGGUACACCUUGAAGUUGUUCCCGAUAUGACGUCACAGACCUUUCUGAAUGCCUUUCGACGAUUCUGCGCCCGCCGCUCCACUCCUUCACAAAUGAUUUCUGACAAUGGCACAACUUUCAUCGCCGCCGCCAAUGAGAUUAAGCAGCUAAUGCAAUCACCGGACAUCCAGGCCCACAUGGCCGACCAACGCUGCACUUGGACCUUCAACCCCAAACGCGCGCCGUGGUGGGGAGGGUUCUUUGAGCGCAUGAUUGGAAUGACGAAGAUGGCCAUCAUUAAAACUCUAAGAAGAGCGCGAGUAACACUGGAUGAACUGACAACCCUUGUCACCCAAGUAGAAGGCAUACUAAAUGACCGACCCCUCACGUACAUUGGUGACAUGGACAUCACUGCCCCUCUGACGCCAGCACACCUUCUCCACGGGAGACAGAUAACAGGACUUCCGUACGAAGCUACCGACUUGGAUGAACUUGCUGAUCCGAACUUUGGAGAUAGUCUUAACAAACGCGCUAAACGACUGGCGGUACUGAUUGAUCACUUUUGGCAACAGUGGUCAUCGGAAUAUAUCCCUUCGUUAAGGGAGAGACAUAUUCGAUCGAAGCGCGGUCAUCGCGAAACCCGCGUAAAAGUUGGUGAAAUCGUCCUAGUCCACAGUGAUGAAACCAAAAGGGUCAAUUGGAAGAUCGCUAAAAUUGAACGCCUGAUCUAUGGUCAAGAUGGUAUCGCACGUGCCGCACAAAUAAAAACAUCAUCGGGAGUGACUAACCGCCCAAUAGCGCGCCUUUAUCCUCUUGAAGUCACUGCCGCUGAAACUGCGCCGAUCGCUGCCCAGGUUCACGAGAAACACAAUGAAGCCCAGCAAAACACAAUGCAACAGGCACCUGUAAACAACAGGCCACCAACACGCAAUGCUAGCAAGAACGCCAGAAAUAAGAUAAUGCAAUGGGCAAACGUACUUAAUGGCAAAGACGAUUAA